AUGUCCACUAUCAAGAACGUGUUAGUCGUUGGAGCCAGUGGAAACGUUGGCAGAUCAACAAUCAAGGGUCUGCUGGAAGAAAACUUCCAGGUCACUGGGUUGACCCGAGAGUCGUCUUCAGCUACCUUUCCAGAAGGCGUGAGACACCUGAAGACCGAUUUCUCCGAGGCAUCUCUUAUUGAAGCUUUCGGAAAUCAGGAUGCCGUCAUCAGCACUGUCUCCAGCAUCCAAUCCGACGGCGCUUUGGGACUUCAAAAAACCCUGAUUGACGCAGCCAUCGCGGCGGGAGUCAAGGUCUUCGUGCCCUCCGAGUACGGGAUCGACACCGCGGACGUCACUGCGCCGCAGUACAUUCCGUUUCUCUCCGAAAAGAUCGAGACGGUCAGAUACCUCAAGGAACGGCAAGACAAGAUCUCGUGGACGGCACUAAUCACGGGGUCCAUGUUCGACUGGGGAUUGAACAUACCAGGCUUCGGGGGCUGGGACGUGGCCGCCCGGACUGUCACAAUCUUUGACGGCGGCGACAUCCCGUUUGAGGCCACGAACCUGGAUCAGGCUGGCAGGGCCAUCGCCAAGAGCUUAAGAAAAUCCGAUCUUACACGAAAUCAAUACGUCUACGUCAACAGCUUUACUGUCACGCAGAACGAGGUUCUGAGGGCACUAGAGAAGGCCACGGGCGAUAAGUUUACGGUGUCACAGGGCUCUGUAGAAGAGCUGUGGCGGAGGGGAGCUAUGGAAUUGGAACGGGGCCAGCCAUUCGGCACGCUGGCCAUGAUUGCCGGGGCCAUAUACGGCAAAGGGGGGUUGGCACAUUUCUCGGCUAACAAGGGACUUUGGAAUGAGAGGCUGGCUUUACAACAAGAGGACCUGAAUGAGUUCAUUGGCAACUAUGUAGGAGAGAAGUAA
Molecule: messenger RNA, 906 nt
Organism: Colletotrichum spaethianum
Lineage: Eukaryota; Fungi; Ascomycota; Sordariomycetes; Glomerellales; Glomerellaceae
Product: bifunctional pinoresinol-lariciresinol reductase 1
Exons: 1
Coding region: 1-906 (301 amino acids)
Molecular function (GO): oxidoreductase activity
Source: RefSeq, a predicted model, not a curated record